CAUAAUCAUCUGCUGUGAUUCGAACUGAAACGACAUCGCCACAUCAGUCACAUCUCCAGCUGCCGGUCACUUGGAAGUGUUCGUGGGUGAUCUUCCGAUCGUGCAUUGCAGGAACGACGACACGUCACUUCUCGGCACCGAAACAAUGACAGGUCACUUCUUCACGUAGAGAAUUGCUGCAAUGGAGAAACGAGUACUACAUUGCCAAUCUUUUGACUGCAAGGAUAUGUCUAUCGUCGCUGGAACAUUGUCUUUCCAUCGCUUUAUCUUGCCAUCCAGCCUGAUCAUGACUGAAGUUUUUGACGAUGCGAAUGGCCAUUGCUAUCCGACCAAGCACCCUGUCUACCACCGAGUAUUGAACGCUGCCACCAUAUUCCAUGCCUCUUCUCCUCUCUCUUCCUUACAUGCCAUUUGCAUCUGCUUUAGCAGUGUGGCGUGCACUACCCCCCCAAUGCCUACCCUGGGAUUUCAUGCUUAUCACCACUAUGACGUCUGGCGUAUCUGCAACACCAUACCCGGGUCGAAACACAUCGACUGUGCAAACCACGAUCAUCGUAUCUCGACUGUUCGGAGCGUAGGACCAUCAAAGGUGUUGCGUCUCGUUCAUCUCGUACAUCCCCGUCCGUCUCGACACCACCCGCCUCGUUCCUGCGUGCCACAUCUUGCAACUCCGGCCACUCGGUACGGCUCCCCUUGUGGCGGCGAUCGGAAUAUCCUUCAUCAUCUUCAACCUCAAGAUGUUGCUUUAUUACCACACUCUAGAAGGACGUCGUCGCUACGAAAGGUCGCACGAAACAGUGAUUGCAGUUGUCCUGAGUGAAUAGGGCGUCUUUCUAUAUGUGCUUUGCCGUUGCGUUGGGCUGAUGGAAUCUUUGAUGGAGAUGACAGCUGCGGUAUCUUCUUCCUGAUCUCCAUCUAUGCACCAUGGCCGAAUGGCCCGUUGUUCUUAAUGCAUCGCCGCAAUUGCCUCAAUGCAUGCCCGUCGUUAUCGAAAGCGUCUUGAAAAAACCUAAUGCCUGUUUAGUCGGUCGCGAAGGUAUGAUCGUUCUUAUCUACAGCAUCUCAUCUGCUAGAUGGAUAACUUGAAGUGGCUGGGCCGUCAGCACCUAUCGUUCCCCAGUUCA
Aaosphaeria arxii CBS 175.79 is the source of this 1124-nucleotide messenger RNA. RefSeq lists its product as uncharacterized. Bases 182 to 820 code for a protein of 212 amino acids. NCBI's taxonomy places the organism in Eukaryota, Fungi, Ascomycota, Dothideomycetes, Pleosporales. The record is from RefSeq and is a predicted model, not a curated record. The transcript has a single exon.